CGACGACGACGAAGAAGAAGUGGUUGAGGAAGCAGAAAACAGUGCCGAAAGCCAAAGUUGGACUGUUGCGGGCCAGUGCACUGAGCGUAGCUUUUUACCUUUUCAAUCUGUGAACCCUCGAAGUUUAUUGGGAAAUAUGGAGGAAUAUGGCGAAAGUGACAUUUUCCAGCAUUUACUUGGUAUGAAUUUAGUGCCAAGAAAAAAUGCAACUCACAGUUACAACGACACGUCUCUUGGUGAUUUCUCAGAAAUGUGGUACGGAGUUUUUCUCUGGGCAGCAGUCUCCUCUUUGAUCUUCCACCUGCCCGCAUCCCUACUAUCGUUCGUUGCACUACGGCAGCACAAAAUGGCCCGCUUGAUGCCCAUUGCCAUCCUCUUAAUGGGCAUCGUUGGGCCCGUGGCUGGAGGAGUCCUCACAAGUGCGGCCAUCGCAGGAGUUUACAAGGCAGCGGGGAAGAGGAUGAUCUCUCUGGAGGCUUUAGUUUUCGGCGUGGGACAGUCCUUCUUGAUUCUUGUUAUUUCCUUCCUUCGAGUGCUCGCCACCCUUUAGCGGCACGGAGGCGGCUGGCUCAGCCUCAGAGCUCGUCGCAACUUGCUGUGGCUCGGACAAAUUGAGACACGUCGGGGCUUGGAGGUGCUCUUCAGCUCAAGCCACGUCGAGCAAACUCAAGUGCAAAGAGUGAACUCUCAGGGCUGAAAUGCAGUAUCUGGUCUGACUACCCGUACUUUAGUUUGCAGGACAACAUUCGCCGAUGAGGAAAUUGUGUUUGACGUUACCCAAUAGCACGAACACGUUGACACAUCAUAUUGACCUUUUUUCGGAUAAUUCAGCAUUUAGAAGUCUCGAGAGUGAUUGCAAACCUUUUAUUCUCAACAGGUAUUGAUGUCGUUUGUGUAAAGAUCAAUCAUGUUAAGCAUGAGGGCAGCAGGCUGCUCUCUGUAGGCGGAAUUUAGUAAUAUUUUGGAUCUUGAGACUUUUUCAUUCUCACAGUUCUCGUGUGCGUGAUAAUUUUCCUUUUGUCCCGAGUGUUUUUGUUUUGUUUUAGUUUGAUAUUGUUGAAAAAAAUGCCUGGAGGACCGUCAGUUCAAUUCGAUCUCAAAGGCAACAGUUUUCAAAAUAAUAAA
Hippocampus comes (tiger tail seahorse) is the source of this 1125-nucleotide messenger RNA. It is a transcript of the gene tmem170a, whose product is annotated as transmembrane protein 170A. The transcript is spliced from 3 exons. Gene Ontology annotation, cellular component: endoplasmic reticulum membrane. Lineage: Eukaryota; Metazoa; Chordata; Actinopteri; Syngnathiformes; Syngnathidae. The record is from RefSeq and is a predicted model, not a curated record. Gene Ontology annotation, biological process: endoplasmic reticulum tubular network organization. Bases 137 to 550 code for a protein of 137 amino acids.